Coregonus clupeaformis (lake whitefish) is the source of this 2943-nucleotide messenger RNA. RefSeq names its product solute carrier family 15 member 4 (gene slc15a4). Gene Ontology annotation, biological process: oligopeptide transport; transmembrane transport. NCBI's taxonomy places the organism in Eukaryota, Metazoa, Chordata, Actinopteri, Salmoniformes, Salmonidae. Gene Ontology annotation, molecular function: transmembrane transporter activity. The record is from RefSeq and is a predicted model, not a curated record. Bases 252 to 2003 code for a protein of 583 amino acids. The transcript has 9 exons. Gene Ontology annotation, cellular component: membrane.
AGCACAAUUUAGACUGCUGAAGGAGUUUACAGUCACGCGCUAGUGCUGUGACAGGCAGUGUGAUUGUCAGUUUCAGUACAGUUACCCGAGUAGCUAGCUAGCUAUUCGCUUUUCUGAACACAUUGAUUUUGUGGCAGGUCGAGCAAAUAAACUGUUAAGAUAGGAGCUAAAUGGCAGACGUUGGAACGUGUCAUUCAUUAAAGGUUUGACGUUUUUCCAGUAAACAUUUCAAGUCAACAAGUCAGCUAAAGAUGGCCAGCAGGGAUGCCAGUGAGAGCACCCCUCUUUUGGACAGCAGCUCUGUGACUGUAAACAGACCUGUGUCAGUGUUCCAGGGUAGAAGACUGGCAUGUGCAACUAUUCUGCUGGCAGAAUCAUUGGAACGAGUGGCAUUCUAUGGCAUCACUUCCAACCUGGUCCUUUUCCUCAACAGUAGCCCAUUUUAUUGGGAGGGAACUCAGGCCAGCCAGGCACCACUGAUGUUCAUGGGGGUUACAUACCUGAUCUCACCAUUUGGUGGCUGGCUGGCUGAUGCAUAUCUGGGAAAGUUCUGGACCAUUGCUGGCAGUUUGAUCCUGUACUUCCUUGGCAUACUGUUUUUCCCAUUUAUCGCAAGUACAGACUCCAGGAAUACCCUGUGUGGUGAUGAAAUGGCAUUUCCAGUGCAACCUGCUGAGUGUUUGAGCAUAAACAGUACCCUUCCAAGCAAUGUGACCUGCCCCACACGGGCACCUUACUGUGGGCCAGUGAUCUACACUGGCCUUGUUCUAAUUGCCCUUGGUGUGGGAACAGUGAAAUCCAACAUCACUCCAUUUGGGGCAGACCAGGUAAAAGAUCGCGGCCCAGAGGCCACUCGCAGGUUCUUCAACUGGUUCUACUGGUGCAUCAACCUGGGGGCCAUCUUGUCCCUAGGUGGCGUGGCUUACAUCCAGCAGAACAUCAACUUCCAGUUGGGGUACAUCAUCCCAGCUGUGUGCCUGGGUGUCUCCUUUCUGGUGUUCCUGCUGGGGCGUACAGUCUUCAUCAACAAGCCUGCUGACGGUAGUGCCUUCACUGAUAUGUUCAAGAUCCUGGGUUAUGCCUGCUGCACCGCACAGCCCAAAGAGCCCAACCUGCUACGGGCUAAACCGACCAUGCUGGACAGUGCCAAGGUGACGUAUGGAGGGAGAUUCCCUGAGGAGAAAGUGGAGGAGGUGAAAGCAAUGCUUAAAGUUCUCCCAGUGUUCUUUGCUCUUAUCCCAUACUGGACUGUAUACUUUCAGAUGCAGACAACGUAUUUCCUCCAGAGCCUACAUCUAAGGAUUCCUGACACCAGCACAGGCACCAACAGCAGUGACGGCACCCUCCAGAUCACGUUCCGCUUCCCUGCCGCCUGGCUGACAAUGUUCGACGCAGUGCUUAUUCUCAUGCUGAUCCCCCUUAAGGACAAAGUGGUGGACCCCAUCCUCAAACGGAGAGGUCUGCUGCCCUCCUCCCUCAAGAGGAUCGCAGUGGGGAUGUUCUUCGUCAUGUGGUCAGCUGUGGCGGCUGGUAUACUGGAGACAAAACGACUUGAGAUCAUCAAAUCUAAUGGCACCAUCGACCAGGUCUUUGGCGAUGUCAUCUACUACGCAGCAGAUCUGCCCAUAUGGUGGCAGGUGCCUCAGUAUGUGCUCAUCGGAAUCAGCGAAAUCUUUGCCAGCAUCGCAGGUUUGGAGUUUGCCUACUCAGCCGCCCCCAGGUCCAUGCAGAGUGCCAUCAUGGGACUGUUCUUCUUCUUCUCUGGGAUUGGUUCCUUCGUGGGCUCCGGCCUACUGGCCAUCGUCUCGCUCAAGGGGAUUGGCUGGAUGUCCUCCCACAAGGACUUUGGUAACAUCAAUGACUCCCAGCUCAACUACUACUUCUUCCUGCUAGCGGGGAUCCAGGGCGUUACCCUGCUGGUCUUCCUCAUCGUGUCGGUCAAGUACGACAAACAGAAGAGUAGAAGAGCAGGAAGCCAGAGGCUGGGCAUCACUCCCUCUUGACCCCAGGACUGACCCCUGUCCGUCUGACUUCACCCUACCUGCCUUAGUGGUUAGUGCCAAAACACCUCUGUGAUUUGGUACAGGAUAGAGUUUGUUCGUUUUCCUCCUCAAUGGGUUUGUAAGACUAUUACAUUUUAAAGGAAAAAAAUGAGAUCAUGAGAUCAAGUUCAUCUUAAUGUAUAUUUAUUGUACAGUAACCUUAUUUAAGUGAUCAUUACAGUGUCUGAACCUGUUCUAUCUACAGAGAUCAGGGGUUUCUUGAAUACGAAUGGUGUAAUUUUCAAUCAUUUAAAUCAAUUAUUUAAUGUAAGCUGAUCAAAUAACUCACUCCUGUUGUCAGAUAAGUAUGGCAUUACACGACUGAGUGGCCUUUUCACUGGUAUCAUAGAUCAAUGAACAAUUUAAAACAAACCCCCCCAGACACACCACUUUGAAAAACCUUAGAUGCUUCAUCGACUUGUUACUGACUGAUCCAGUUUGUACUUGUUUGUUUGCUCUUAAAGCCUUUCUUCUUCUAGUGGAAUUGUGCCAUAUUCCGACUGUAUUGAACAUUACUCAAAAUUGUGAUUAGGGCCUUGGUGUUUGACAUUUGCUAGAUUGCUUUUUUAAACGUGUGGUUAUCAUUGACAUGUAUGGGUUGAAUAGAAAAGGAGCUUUUACUAACCAUUAUUUUCACCUACUGUAUGUGUUUUCAAUAUGGUACUAUGUUUUCAGUCUCUUAAUUUUGAACAAUGUCAUGCUGUUGUUCAUUUAUACAUAUACUUUGUUUUGAGAUCUAAAGUUACUUAAAUAUUGAAGGUUUGUAUUACAUUUGUCUGCUAAAUCCAUGAAUAAGGCUUAGACUAUUACUUUUCCACUAUACAAUGAUUUAAUCACACUUUAAUCUGAUUACAGAAAAAAAUGAUUACGUAUUAAAUGGCUAUAGUGCCAGCUGGUUCAA